AUGGAUAUGUUUGCGAAACAAUUUCCCUCUUCUAUGUUCCCUUUUCAGAACAUGGAAGGUAGCUCUGUUCAGAUACAAGCAGAGUAUGCCGACCGCGACCCAAACAACAACAGAAUUCAGACUGCUUCUCUCAAGAUCAACUUGCAAACCCUCAAAGUUUCUAAAGACUCCCCAGGAAACAAUAAUACGAAUGAUGAUGUUGACAUGUCAGGUCUCGAUCAUCCUGUCAGCGGAAUCAUAAACAAUUUGAACAAUCGCAACACGAAGCGCAAACAACACACAUCUAUCAACACUGGCCAGAUUCAUCAGCAAGCUGAAAUGGCGCGCAUGUUACAACCCACCAUUCGAGCACUUCAAUCAGCCACCGACAAAGCUAUCAAUAAAAGCAAAAAAAUCGCAAGCCAAGGUGAAGUCUUUAUAGGACCAAGAUUACCAAAUAAUCGGAAGACUUCGCGACGCCUUCCGGAAAGCGAUGCUUCCAGAGUGAGACGCGAGGAUUCUGCUGAGAAGAAACGCGAACGGAAGGAAACAAACAAGAGCGUUGUAAACGCGCCCAAUACAAAAUCAAAGAAAGAAAAGAACAAGAAUAAUGGUGGCGCUAACGCUAAAGCUAAGCCUUCGGAAGGUGCUGUCAAGAAGCGUAAGACCAGAAGGCCGAAGGAGGGAAAAAUCGACCACAUGGAAUAUCUGAUGGAACGUCGCAAGCUUGGGGACACAAAUGCGCUUGUCGUUGCCGAUAAAGCUGCCAGAUCAAAUGCGGACGAGAAAGUGGAUGUCUAUGGCCAUGGACUAAACCUUGCAGAUUGGGAGACGGCGUAUCAACAAGAAUACCAGGCGCGCACUGCAAGGCUCAGAGAGAGACAAACUAGGGAUGAACAAGCGUUGAUGUCGGCUUUAAACGGUCUCUCUCUUGAUGUAGCGAGAAUUGGUGGUGGAGAUUAUGACUUGAUUCUCUGA
This is a messenger RNA of Botrytis deweyae, 957 nucleotides long. RefSeq lists its product as uncharacterized. The coding region runs from base 1 to 957 and encodes 318 amino acids. Lineage: Eukaryota; Fungi; Ascomycota; Leotiomycetes; Helotiales; Sclerotiniaceae. The record is from RefSeq and is a predicted model, not a curated record. The transcript is spliced from 2 exons.